Molecule: messenger RNA, 2174 nt
Organism: Pseudophryne corroboree (corroboree frog)
Lineage: Eukaryota; Metazoa; Chordata; Amphibia; Anura; Myobatrachidae
Product: beta-1,4-galactosyltransferase galt-1-like
Exons: 2
Coding region: 150-1535 (461 amino acids)
Cellular component (GO): cytoplasm
Molecular function (GO): glycosyltransferase activity
Source: RefSeq, a predicted model, not a curated record
UGUAACCCUUCCUAACUAUUACGGUAUAGGUUACCUAAUAACUGAUUGUGCCUCCACCCAGACUAAAUGUGAAAAAAGGGCUUGCCUGGGUAAGCCUCCCUUAAUCCCCUACUGUAAGUGCACUCCCUUAAUUAAAUCACACACCACAAAUGUUUUACCUGUUCUCUCUUUCAGGAUUCUUGGAUCCAACUCCAGUUCACAGACACCGGUGUUGUUCCGAUCCUGACACAAUGGGCAGAAUCACAAGGAAGAACCUAAUGUACGUGUCCAUCUUACUGACUGCCUUCUUUAUCCUGGGAAUUUUGAUUACUGACCCUUUGAACCCUCUGUUGGAUCGCUGGAGACCUCCGUGUACCUGCUGUGAUCGUAGACUGACCACUGAUACUAUUACACCACUGCGAGACAACCGGACAUUUAUCAUAGCUCCAUACUCUGACAAUCGAAUACACAAUAACCGCGCAGUCCGUAUCCUCAGCAUUAUUCACCAUAAAGAGGUAAAGGAUCUAUACUGCUGGUUUUGUUGUACCGUAAACAGAUCUGUGGAGGUUUCCCAGGCACAGAUAGACAUACACAGUGAUCGGUUCGGCUUUCCCUACGGCACAACGGACCUGGUCUGUAUGGAACCACCAGGCUGCUAUGCCAAGUACCUAUCUGUCCAUACAUCUCCUACAGGAAACAUGACCCAAUUACCCCUGUUCCAAAUACAAAAUCAGGACAUGAGACCAUUUUACGUCAACUUCACGGUCUGCAUUUCCACCAUGUUUGGGAAUUACAGUAACGUCUUACAGUUCAUACAGACCAUGGAGAUGUACCGGAUACUGGGGGCUCAACGGGUCAUGAUCUACCUUAAUAACUGCAGCUCACAGGUGGGAAAAGUCAUUCAGUACUACAUUGCAGAAGGUAUUGUAGAGGUGAUACCAUGGCCAAUUCAGCAGUACCUGAGACCGGCUCGAGCAUGGCACUAUUCUAUGGAUGCCAAGGAUAUUGGGUAUUAUGGUCAGGUGACAACACUCAAUGACUGCAUCUAUCGGAACAUGUACCGGAGUAAGUUUGUGUUACUUAAUGAUAUUGAUGAAAUAAUUCUGCCUUGUAACUACCAGACAUGGGACAGCCUGAUGGAAAGUCUCCAGGAACAGAACACGGGAGUUGGGGUUUUUCUCUUCGAAAAUCACGUAUUCCCUCAAACCGUCACCACUGAUGGAAACUUCUCUAACAUUUCAUCUUGGAAGAGUUUUCCGGGGACCAAUAUUCUGCAGUAUGUUCACCGUGAGCCAGACAGACCGGACUAUUUCAAUAACAGAAAAAUGAUUGUGGAUCCUAGGAUGGUCAUUCAGACAUCUGUACACUCUGUUCUAAAAUGUAUUGGGGGUUCUAAAAAAGUCUCUAUGAAGACAGCCCUGCUUUACCACUGCACAAAGCCUCGUCAGAACUUACCUGACACAUCUUUAAUUGAAGAUAAAACUAUUUGGAGAUAUAAUGCUUCCUUGAUUAGAAAUGUUAAUAAGGUCCUAAACCAAGUAGACUUACAGUCAUAAAACCCCAAAGAAAUGGUCAUUCUAGUCUAUAACGUUACCAUCAUGCCCUCACCUCAGCCUUAGUUUACAAUGGUCUCCUCCUUAACCAUGGCACUCCGUAGCUAUAGAAGGAUAUUUUUCUAUUAUCCAAAACGUGUUGAAUGGAGGCCAUGAAGGGGACUUAAAGGGACUUCUGCACCAGAUGUUUAACCCAUUCUUCUCCAUACCAUCUGUGGUGGUGCUGAGCUAACUGCCCGUGUUCUACAAAUGCAUUACAAACAUGCCCACCGCACCACCAAUAGAGGGUGAGAGGAAGAAAAGGGUUAUACCCUCCCCCCAUUACUUAUAUGGGUUGGGUAUGCAUGACCGGCGUUCAGGAGACCACCGGCCAGCAUACCAACGCCGGGAUCCCGGCAGCAGAAUCCCGGUGGGGGGAGGCGGCCGCAAUAAGCCCCUUGCGGGCCCCUCGCCACAGGUUCUAUUCCCGCUCUAUGGGUGUCCCUGUUAGUCAUCAUGCCGGCUGACGGAAUUGUUCGGUCACGUGACUGCAUCCCAUUGUUUUAAUAUAUUGUAUUUUAUUAAACCUGGUUAAAUGUAUAAUCUGUAUACCAUUCCGCUGAAUAACGGUGAGAGGUCAUUAUAAUUACAGGUCUAAGAGGA